Nanorana parkeri is the source of this 2881-nucleotide messenger RNA. RefSeq names its product origin recognition complex subunit 1 (gene ORC1). Bases 49 to 2715 code for a protein of 888 amino acids. Gene Ontology annotation, cellular component: nuclear origin of replication recognition complex. The record is from RefSeq and is a predicted model, not a curated record. The transcript is spliced from 18 exons. Gene Ontology annotation, biological process: DNA replication initiation; mitotic DNA replication checkpoint signaling. Gene Ontology annotation, molecular function: ATP binding; DNA replication origin binding; chromatin binding. Lineage: Eukaryota; Metazoa; Chordata; Amphibia; Anura; Dicroglossidae.
GGCGGAGGAGGAGAGUGCUGGGGGCAGAGCUGACAUCUGUAAGAAAUCAUGACAAAGUAUUUUACCCGCGUUAGAAGGCGGCGUGUGUACAGCUGGCACGGGAGACCUGUGAUAAAGGACAGGAAACAGCUACACCUUCAAUAUGGGGGACUUGUUCUGAAAUUGAAUGAAAAUGAAGUUACUAUUUUACCCGGGGACUUUGUUCUGAUUGAAGGUGACGAUGAAGAGAGACCUUUUGUGGCAAUGUUAAAAGAACUCUACGACGACGGUACAGAAAAACAUGCCAGCAAACAUGCCACAGUACAGUGGUUUUUACGCUAUGAAGAGGUGCCCUUUAAGAAGAGGAAAUUAUUAGGCAGGGAGCCCCAUCCUCAGGAGAUCUUCUUAUACGAGUCCAAUAUGUGUGACAAUGACAUUGAUGCAGAGACUAUAAUUGGAACUGUUUCAAUUUCCCAGUUGAAGCCAGAUGAGCCUUUUCCUGAAUCAAAGAAAUCUGAACACAUCUUGUUCCUGAAGCUGUUAUGGGAUGGAAAAUCUUUCAAACCUCUAACUUCCAGCAUUAAUGGAGCAAAGGAACGGAUUGCUGUAAGCAAUAGAUCUUUACCUAAUAAAUCUCUGCCGAUGCCUAACUUUUACCCCAUGGAAGGAGAUACAGCGGAAAGCAAACAAACCACACGCAGCACCACCAAGUCACAGAAAAAAGAAAAUGAGAUAGAAUCCCGCCAUUCAGCUUCUAAGUGCUCCCAUUCCAAGGAGAAAGGGGCACAAAGACUACCCAACGGAAUGGGCACCCCUGGAGCCAGGAAGAAGCUGGAGCUGAACAGUCCACAUAAAUCUCUGAAGCCUAUACAGAAAGAUGCCUUCCUAGAGGAUGAAUUUAAACCUCUGGAACCAGCUGCUCCUAAACGCAAGGUGGCAUUCACUGGACUCCUUGACUCCCCUCCCAAGAAGCCUUUUGAAGAACAGGACUUCUCUUCAUGUUUCAUCCCUCUAAAGCCUCUUAAAGACUUACCCAAACUCAGCCUGAGACUGACCCCUCUAAGACGUACUGUAUCAGAAGAGCAGAAAUCUGAGAAAACCCCCAUUGACCUAAACAGUGGAAGAAAACGCAUUGACAAGGCUGAAAAGUCGGCGGCAUCCAAGUCUAAAACACCUCAAAAAAUGAAUCCUACACCAAAGAAAAGCACAAGCAGUUCCAGGAGGCCAUCACAGGAACAGAAUGGUGAGGAGCCACAGACACCCCGGUCCCGAAGGAAAUCUGCGACGGCUUCUGUUAACCGAAUGCGCAAACAGAUAAAACUUCUAUCAGAGAGUGACCUCAGUGAAAUGGAUGAAAGUGAAGAUGAUUUUGUUCCUUUAAAAGAUUCAGCCAUGAUUAGUAGCAGUGAGGAUGAAAAUAAUGAUGGAGAACAAGAAAGUGAAGAAGAAAAGCCAUCCAAAAGAAAUACUAGAAAAGGAGUAGCUCCCCAGACACCGUCGUCCUCCCGGAAGACCUCCGCAAGAACCCCAAAUAAAACUCCACGCUCCAAAAACCAUACUGCAACUCCCAAAAUUCCAGAACGCAACCAGCCAAUUCAAAAGCCGGCCAAUGUUUUGGAGGAGGCCCGCAUCAGGCUUCAUGUCUCUGCCGUACCUGAAUCUCUACCCUGCAGGGAGCAGGAAUACCAGGAUGUGUAUAGUUUUGUUGAAAGUAAACUGCUGGAUGGGACCGGUGGGUGCAUGUACAUAUCUGGCGUACCCGGCACAGGGAAAACUGCCACAGUGCAUGAGGUGAUCCGGAAUCUGCAGCAGGCUGCAGAUGAAGAUGAGCUGCCAUCUUUCCAGUACAUUGAGAUCAAUGGCAUGAAGUUGACAGAUCCUCAUCAGGCUUAUGUGCAAAUCCUGAAGCUCUUGACUGGCCAGAAAGCAACUGCAGACCAUGCUGCUGCUCUACUGGAGAAGAGAUUCAGCACGCCUGCCUCCAAAAGGGAGACCACUGUAUUGCUGGUAGACGAGUUGGACCUUCUUUGGACCAGAAAGCAGAAUGUUUUGUACAGUUUGUUUGACUGGCCCACUCGGAAACAAGCAAAACUGAUUGUAUUGGCCAUCGCAAACACCAUGGAUCUGCCAGAGAGGAUAAUGAUGAAUCGGGUAGCCAGCAGGCUGGGUCUCACAAGAAUGUCAUUCCAGCCGUACACUCAUAAACAACUGCAACAGAUAAUCACCUCUCGUCUGAACCACGUCAAGGCAUUUGAUGAUGAUGCCAUUCAGCUUGUUGCCAGAAAGGUUGCUGCGUUGUCUGGUGAUGCACGUCGCUGUCUAGACAUCUGUCGCAGGUCAACGGAGAUCUGUGAGUUCACUAGCAAGAAAGGUGAACCACCCGUGGUGAAAAUGCCACACGUUAUCCAGGCCUUGGAUGAAAUGUUCUCUUCCCCUUAUGUCAUUGCAGUCAGGAACGCCUCUGUAUUGGAGCAGUGUUUUCUCAGAGCUGUCAUUUCAGAAUUUAGAAGAUCUGGUCUAGAAGAAGCCACUUUUCAACAGGUAUACCACCAUCAUAUCGCACUGUGCAGGAUUGAAGGACUGCAGCCCCCCACAAUGUCGGAGACCAUGGCUGUGUGUCUAAGACUCGGAGCCUCUCGCCUCCUUCUGGUAGAGUCCAGCAGGAAUGACUUGCACCUAAGAGUGAGGCUCAACAUCAGCCAGGAUGACAUCAUGUACGCCCUCAAGGAGGAGUGAUCAUUUUUACCAUUUAUUGGUAUAGCUAAAUCUUCUCUAAGAAUGGUCAUAAUUCAUAUGUGAAGCACAUAAUAGUGCAAAUGUUUAUUGUAUAUAGAGUUUUAAAAAUGUUUUACCUCCCAGUUGUAUGCUAUUUAAUUUAUAAUAAAGCGUUGUAUAUGUUUUA